This is a messenger RNA of Ictalurus punctatus (channel catfish), 2493 nucleotides long. It is a transcript of the gene slc6a18, whose product is annotated as solute carrier family 6 member 18. The transcript has 13 exons. The coding region runs from base 247 to 2106 and encodes 619 amino acids. The record is from RefSeq and is a predicted model, not a curated record. Gene Ontology annotation, biological process: sodium ion transmembrane transport. Lineage: Eukaryota; Metazoa; Chordata; Actinopteri; Siluriformes; Ictaluridae. Gene Ontology annotation, cellular component: plasma membrane.
GAUGUUCCUGAUUGGGUCAGUGGCAUCAUAUUCAUCCUGGCCGGAAUUCCGUGCCUCUGUGUUCCUGGAGUGGCUCUAUGUUAUCCAUUAAACAAGUGAGGAAUAUUCUCCCAGAAACGCUCAGACCUUAUUGGUCCGUUCUCCAAAAUCAAUAAAAGCUGCAGAUCACAACUGAUCUCAUUUUGACUGUUUCCGUGAGAGUCACUGAGCUCAAGAAGAGGAACCAUACAGGAAAUACGUACAGUAAUGGAGGAUAGAGCAGCUCAGGAAGAAAACAAAAAAGAGAGGCCGAAAUGGGACAACAAAAUCCAGUAUCUGCUCACGUGUAUCGGAUUUGCGGUGGGACUUGGAAAUGUGUGGAGAUUCCCUUAUCUGUGCCAGAUUUACGGAGGAGGUGCAUUUCUAAUCCCAUAUCUGAUUGCACUGGUGUUUGAGGGUUUACCUCUGCUGUAUCUGGAGCUUGCAAUUGGACAGAGUCUCCGCAAGGGAAGCAUUGGAGUGUGGAACUCAAUCUCACCCUACCUGGGUGGAGUCGGUGUGGCGUCAAUGAUGGUCUCGUUCCUUGUAGGAAUGUUCUAUAACACCAUCUUGGCCUGGGUUCUGUGGUACUUGUUUAAUUCCUUCCAGGACCCAUUGCCAUGGUCACAGUGUCCUCUGAGUAAAAACCAGACAGAGUAUGUGGCGGAGUGUGUUGAGGGGACGCCGGUGAAUUAUUACUGGUAUCGUGAGACGUUGAACAUCACGCCAGACAUCGAGUCGAAUGGCUCGCUGCAGUGGUGGAUGGUGGUGUGUGUUGCUACCGCAUGGGCCAUCGUCUACAUCUGCUUCAUCCGCGGCAUCGAGACCAUCGGCAAGGCGGUGUAUGUAACAGCUACAUUUCCUUACGUGGUGUUAACAAUUUUCCUUAUACGAGCUCUCACACUUCCUGGAGCCACUGAAGGACUACAGUACCUUUUCACACCAGAUUGGCAGGUCCUGUUAAACCCUCAGGUCUGGUUGGAUGCUGCCACUCAGAUCUUCUUCUCUUUGUCUCUGGCAUUUGGAGGUCUCAUCGCCUUCUCCAGCUACAACCCUAAGGAGAAUAACUGUGAGCGAGACGCUGUGUUAGUGGGCUGCAUUAACAGUGCCACGUCGCUCUACGCCUCCAUUCCUAUUUUCUCCAUUUUGGGAUUCAAGGCUACGACAAACAACAACAACUGCAUCCAGAGUAACAUCCUCAAACUGACCAACGAGUUCAGCUUCUCUGAUCAGAACAUCACACUGGAUAACUACGACAACUGGCUGAUCUACUUAAACAGCUCAUACCCUGAUCGAGUGGAUAGUCUGAAGCUGAGACAUUGUGAUCUGCAGAGGUUCCUGGAUCAGAGUGCAUCAGGAACGGGUCUGGCCUUCAUCGUGUUUACAGAGGCGGUGACCGAGAUGCCCGCGUCUCAAGUGUGGGCCGUGCUCUUCUUCGUCAUGCUCUUCAGCCUCGGCCUGUCCUCCAUGUUCGGCAAUCUGGAGGGUGUCCUCACACCUCUACUCGACCUGAACAUGGUGCCGAAGUGGAUGCCCAAAGAACUCUUCACUGCUUUAAUCUGUCUGGUGUGUUUCCUGGUGUCUCUGAUCUUCACCAUGGGCUCAGGAAAUUACUGGUUGGAGAUAUUUAACAGUUACGUCGGCUCCGUCCCGCUCCUCAUCAUCGCCUUCUUUGAAAUCAUUGCUGUCAUCGUUGUCUACGGAAUGGGACGGUUCAGCGAGGAUAUCGAGUUCAUGACAGGACGAAAGCCGAAUAUAUUCUGGCGUGUUUGCUGGAUGGGGAUCAGCCCUGUGUUGCUGGUGGUGGUGCUGGUGGCAUACGUCGUCGUGCAGGUGCAGGUGCACCCCGAAUACCCCACCUGGAACCCACAAUACUCCGAGUUCCCUGAUGCGGAGGUGAAGCCGUAUCCCGAUUGGGUGUUUGCGAUCUGCGUGCUCCUCUCGGCUCUGCCAGUGAUGCCCAUCCCCAUCGUAGCGCUGUAUCACCUCAUCAGACGCCUCACACACACUGACACACACACACACUCUCUCUCACACACACAACCCCAGAACCCCUACAGCAACGCCGCCUAUGUCCCUGAUCAAUAGACUAACAAUAACAUCAUAUUACGCUCUUAAUGAAUAUAAACAGAAUAAACUGUAGGUGUUUUUAAAGCUGUCGUUUUUGUUAUUGUGUGAGGCUACGUUAGCUAGCUAGCUGUUAGUGCUGGUAUAACAAAGCCAAACCCCAAAUGACGAACAGUCUGCAGUCCUUUAAAAUGGUGACAUGGAGAAAAUAAACAUGGAGAAACGAAUGAACUUAAUAAUGUUCGGAAAUGAUCAUGACUGAAUAAUUAGCUAACACAUGCUAGCAUAUUAGCUUCUCUUAUUACCUCAGACUGUUUUAUAUAUUUAAAUCAUGUACAUGUUUCACGUUGCCGACUUGUCCUCAGUGUGUUUCCUGAUAUUUUAAAUAAAUAAAUGAAACGAAAGCCA